Molecule: messenger RNA, 1197 nt
Organism: Xiphophorus couchianus (Monterrey platyfish)
Lineage: Eukaryota; Metazoa; Chordata; Actinopteri; Cyprinodontiformes; Poeciliidae
Gene: ccdc169
Product: coiled-coil domain containing 169
Exons: 8
Coding region: 450-1175 (241 amino acids)
Source: RefSeq, a predicted model, not a curated record
AGCUAUUUCUAAAGUUUCAUGUUACAGAGGGGAAACCGAUUAUUUCAAACAGCUGAAAUAUUUGGUCUCCCCCCCUUAACUUUCACAAAUAAAGAGGAAAUGUUUCAGAAUCCACAGGAUUUGUCGUUCAUGACGAGAGGAAUAAACACAGUUAAGGAGUUUUUGAAAGAUUAACAAGUUCCCAUGUUACAAAGGGGGGACAAAUUGUUUCACACAGCUGAAAUAGUUGGUUCCCCCCAAUUACUUUGGCAAAUAAAGAUCAAAUGUUCAGAAGCGCCGUGAAAAUGGUCGGAUAUGUGUGUAACAUCGGCCUCCCUGGCUGCAGUACGCGCUCCCGACACACGGGGAACAAAUGCUCACAAGGAAACAGCAUUUUGCAGAAAACAGGAAAUGUCGGUUUCCAUGGAUACCAUGAGCUACAAACUUGCCUGCAGUAAAUUUUCGGGAAAAUGGCUAAAGGGAACGACUACCGUAAGUAUGACUUGGCACGGCUGCAAGUAGAGAUCGAAGCAGAAAGAGAGCUAAAAGAGAUGCUCAUAGGAUCUGUGUGUGACCUGCGAUGUACUGUGGCAGAACUGCAAGAAAGAUUACGUAGUGUUGAUGGGGAAGGUAAUGAAUGGAAGACGAGGUUUGAGACACAAGUAGAACUAAAUGGACUGCUGGAGAGACAGAUUUCACACAUUCAACAGAGGCUGGAGAGCAUCAAAGGAAACCCCGUUGAUCGAUUGGCUUUUAUCCGAUUAUAUGAAGACAUGGGACUUGAAAUGCUUAAACAACACCUAUCGGUCCUGACUGAGGAGAAAACUGACCUCCAUAAUCAGCUGAAGAACUGCCAUCUUCAAAUGGAACAGGAGGGAAAGGCAUUCCAUAAAACCAAUGAUGAAAGGCGGGCAUACCUUACAGAAAUAGCUAUGUUGUCUUCUGUCCGUGAGCCGCAGAGACGACAGUAUGCCAACCAGCGACAGGGGGCACCAGAGAGCAAACAGAUCAGAGGAAAAGAUGUCUGUAGGAAAGCACCAGCUGGUUCUAACAAAGGAACGGAGGAGGGAUUAACAGAAUGUCUGAAUGAAGGCGGAGGAGGUGGUGAUUCAACAACAGAGAGAGGAAUGAAGAAGAAAUCCCAAAGGGAAAGCAGGUUACCCACCCUGAAGCAUCGGGGAAAACAUAAUCCUUAACCAAAAUCUGUUCCCAUGGAUA